AUGGAUGACGGCAAUUUGAAGCACACGGAAGAUUCGACUGCUUUGAAGAAUGCGAUUCUGGGACCGCAACCAGCUGAGGCGGAACAACCGCCCACAGUAGCCACCGAGAGCAUACCCACUGUCCAUAGCACCAAGACAGAGAAUGUCAGCAGUGAAACUGGUGGAUCUUCACAAGCGUCCACUAUAUCACCGAAAGACGAUCUUUCGCUUUUAGGCGUUAGCCUUGACGCUAUGGUGCGUGAUUCCCUCCCGGAUAUGGACAGUAAUGACGUCGACGAGAUAUUCAAGGGUGUGCUCACCGAUGACUCGCAGGAAUCACAAGAGUCUUCUGUGUCUUACGUGAAUUCUAUGGCAGGCACUCCUUACUCGCAGCAACGGCAACAACUGCAGAGUCCUAUGGAAUAUGCAUCUCCUUAUCACAAUGAUUUUGGAAGCAGGUAA
Messenger RNA from Diatraea saccharalis (sugarcane borer), 441 nucleotides. The record is from the annotation of a GenBank genome assembly. Lineage: Eukaryota; Metazoa; Arthropoda; Insecta; Lepidoptera; Crambidae.